CAGGUGCACAAACUGCAGGAGAUGCAAUUGCUGCCUGCCGAUGCCAUGGCCAACGAUCACGUUAAACUCUACAUGCGCGAACUGCCCAUUGCACCGUACAUGCUACGGUACAACUAUUCGUAUCUGGCCGAAGCUCGGAAGGGCAUGCUCUCACUCAAGGACAAGCAGGACCUCAUCGCCGGCAUGUCCAAAGACGAAGCACCCAAAACCCCAGACACAGGGGCAUCCCUGUCCGGGUCUGUUUCCACCCCAACCUUCAAGACCAUGAGUGCAGGCAAUAGUAAUCGAGGCUUUAACAAGGUAUCGCCGGCCAUGUCUGAGACGUCCUUAGAGUCGUCGCCGCAGGUGCUGAUCACAUCGCCUGUACUGUCACAUACCAGUGCCUAUCUGGGCGGUAACAACAAGGCCAGACGUGGGUCGACCUUGAGUUUGAACCAAACCAAGGAGGGCGGGGGUAGUCCUAGCACCUUGGUAGCCGAGGACGGGCCAUCGGCCAACACGCUGAGCGGCACGGUGCAGUCUAUAAAUAGCUCAGAGGUAGAUAGCAAGGAGGAGUCCGACGCACUCAACGACACAGGGGAUACCCGCAAACCACCCGGCACCAUGAUGCAAACGGGGAUGAGUGCGAAGGACACGGGGUUAUCGGGUUCAUUGGACUUUCUGGAUAUGCUCAACACCAGCAUGAAGCCUGGGGACAAGUCCUCCAGCUCGCCUGGGGGCACCACCCCAGACACACUCAGCCCCAGAGCCCGAGGGAACUCAGCCAGUGCUACAUCGUCUGCAACCACCGCCAGUAUGUCUAAGGAUAAGGAUCCGCUGAGUGCGCAGGGGUCGUCGUCUAACCUAGGCAAAGCAAACGCCCACACGGGCAAGAUGGUGUUGCAGGCGUCUGGGUCGAACACCAGUCUCAACGCAGCCAACAGUUGUACCGGCUCAAAGCGCAUCACGCGUGUGGUGAUAUCACCCCGAACCAGCUCAGUGUCACGCAAUGUGAAUGCGGCCAAUCGCAACUCCAUGCCUGUGUUCACGGGGCAUCGGGUGGUGUGUGCACAGGCGCCGGGCUCGGGUGUGGGCACGCCGCAGUCACGCGCUAAGGUGACAGAGCGCAGCAGUAUCGACGGAGGUACGUCUACGCCCGCCAUGACUCACAGUGACGAUGAACUGACUGAGGUGGAGAGUGCGACGGAUCUGGCCUCGGGAAAGGGGACGGAUACAUCAGAUAGUGAAACAAAGGGACCUCCUACUACGGUCAAGAAGGCGCCUCGGCCCAGGACCUUCAGCCUGGCCAGGCACAAGCAACGCAAGGCCAAAGAGGGUGGGGGGAACAUGAUGUCUCUGCUGGAUAUGCUGUAAGGGUGGGAUGUAGACGGGCACGUCCAGGAUGUGUACCACCGGCUGCGUAGGCGAGAAGCCCUUUCUGCGAAACGAAACACUUGACGAUACAGAUACAUACACAAGACGUAAACUACACAUGCUUUAUAUAGUGUACAUAUGUGCAUAGAGAUAGCCGUAAGCUUAGUUUGAGGCAUAUACUAAAUUGUGAGGGGACAAGAAGACACCCUGCUUCACCACAGGCCCACACACUCGAAACCCUUGCCUUCGCUAUAGCGCCGCCGCUGGCGGUCGUAGGAUAGAUGUAUUGAGAUGUAUAUAUAAAUCGGAAUUUGCCGAAGUCCCUUACUAUUGAUUUUCUCAACAUCGCGCAAACGUCUGGCACUCUGUUAUUCGAUAUCGAGCUCAAUCAAU
This is a messenger RNA of Sphaeroforma arctica JP610, 1746 nucleotides long. RefSeq lists its product as hypothetical. The annotation marks the transcript as partial. The transcript is spliced from 2 exons. NCBI's taxonomy places the organism in Eukaryota, Ichthyosporea, Ichthyophonida. The record is from RefSeq and is a predicted model, not a curated record.